This is a messenger RNA of Spodoptera frugiperda (fall armyworm), 2544 nucleotides long. It is a transcript of the gene knk, whose product is annotated as protein Skeletor, isoforms B/C. The transcript has 9 exons. The record is from RefSeq and is a predicted model, not a curated record. NCBI's taxonomy places the organism in Eukaryota, Metazoa, Arthropoda, Insecta, Lepidoptera, Noctuidae. Bases 415 to 2457 code for a protein of 680 amino acids.
AAUACCUACAAGAAAAUAUGAAUGGCGCUAAAUAGCUAUACAUGUAUAGUGCAUCGAUUCCUACUUCUCAUUUACUUUCUUCAUUUUGGGCAACUAAAUAUUUUAAAUAUUAACAACACUAAACUUUGUUCAAUGCUGGUAGCACGUCACCAAGUCAAUGUAACGAGAACGAAAAGUGAAAGUUCGUCAAAAAACGUUCCGAUUGGUUAAGACUGGCUGAGGCUACGCGCCGCCAAUAGAACGCUGUCCUUGAACAACGUCUUGGAUAUGUGAGAACAGAACCGAGGCAGUGAUUUGUCAAGUUGACUUGCCGGAAGUUAAAGUAUGCGAAUAUACUUCAAAUGUUGUGACUAAAGUUUUUUAGUUAAGUGUAAAAGUUUUAAAUUUAGUUUAAGUAAAUGAAGUGAGCGUAAGAUGAUUAAAUUAUGUCUCCUGCUUCUUAUAGCAGUCACGAAAGACUGUGUGUCGCAGGACGAGGACGGGCCGUACCGUGGCAAGUUCAUCGGGAAACUCAACUCCUACCACCAUCAGGUGUCCGGUGAAGUCUAUGCUGUUGAUGACUUCACUAUCCUUCUGGUAAAUUUCAACUAUGAUGGCACCGGGGACGACACAUUCUUCUGGGCUGGAGAUUCAGGCAGGCCCGGCCCGCAAGGUUUCAUUGUUCCUAAUGAGUAUGGCAGGACCAACAUCCUGGAGCGUUACUACAAUGCAGAGGUGAGGCUAGCAGUGCCCGAGGGCAAGCGCAUCUCGCGCAUCAAGUGGCUCGCAGUGUACGACAUCGGCAGCCAGAACGCCUUCGGGGACGUGUACGUGCCGGACGACUUCGAGGCCCCGGCCGAGCGCGCCAUCGGCCCGCUCACCGGCACCCCCGCCGUCUCCAGCAAGCCCGUGCGUCUGCUGGACGCCACCACCAUACUGAUCCCGGAGCUGCGGUACGACGGCAGCGGCGAGGAGGUGUACUUCUGGGUCGGAGUGGGCCCGCAGCCCUCCUCUAAAGGCGAGAAGAUACCCGACGAAUACGGAUACCUGGAGCCGCUGCGGCGCUACGCGGGCGAGGACGUGCGGCUGGCGCUGGGCGGCGGCCGCCGCGUGUGGGACGUGUCCUGGCUGGCGCUGUGGGACCGCGGCGCGCCGGGCGGGGGGCGCGCGCUCGCCAGCGUGCUGCUGCCCGACGCGCCCAACGUGCCGCCCGCGCCGCGCCAGCCCGCCGCCUACACCGCGCGCCUGCCGCACUGCCGCCAGCUGCACCGCGACCUGCAGGUGUCCUGGGAGGUCUUCGGCAACCAGAUCACGCUGGAGGUGGCCGCGCGCAUGGACGAGGACGAGUACGCCGCCUUCGGCAUCUCCGGCAGCGACUCCGGCUCGCGCAUGCUGGGCGCCGACAUAGCCGUGCUGCAGUACGACGCGGCGCAGCAGCGCGGGCUGGCCGCGGACUACAACGUGACGGCGGCGGCGCCCUGCGUGCAGGUGCUGGGCGCGUGGCGCGGGGUGUGCGCCGACGCCGUGCUGGGCGGCCUGGACUCCAACCAGGUGUUCAGCGCGCGCCGCGAGGACGGGCUCACCAUCAUCUCGUACCGGCGCACGCUGGCCGCGGCCGAGCCCAUGGACCGCGACUGGGCGCUGGACCGGCCCGUGUACGUGGUGUGGGCGCUGGGCCGCCUGGACGCCGCCAAGGAGCCCGCCUUCCACCGCCUGUACCCGCGCCACGACGUGUCCCUGCGGCUCUCGCAGGACCCGCCCGACAAUGACUGCGUGCCCUUCACUGUGGGGUCCCGGUCGGCGCCGCCGCCGUGGGAGGUGGCGGAGCUGUUCGACCCGGCGCUGCGCGUGUUCACGUUCCGGCUGGGGCCCGCGGGCGGCGCGCGGGGCCUGGCCGGCCGGCCCCUGCGACACUCGCCGCCGCUCGCCUGGUACGUCAACGGCCAGCUGGCGCCCGACCUGCAGCUGCGCCGCGGCCUGCAAUAUGUCUUCAAAGUGUACGGCGGUAACGACCCGCACUCGGCCACGGAGUACCACCCGCUCAUAGUGACGGCCGAGCCGCUGGGCGGGCUCGAGCGACUCAGCGAGCCCGCGCAGCGCCAGGCGCGGGUACUGGCCGGCGUGCACUACACGCGCCGCGGCCGCCUCGCGCCCACCGCAGCCGGGCCGCUGUGCGUGGCGCGGCACGCGGCGGGCGCGGACCGGCGCCGCGACGACGACUACGCCACGUUCCGCGCCUUCAACCGCUCGCUGACGUGGCAGUGCGCGGCCGAGGCGCCCGCCGAGCUGCUGGUGGCGCCCAACUCCACGUGGCCCGACCGCGUCUACUACCAGUCCUUCACGCACGCCGGCAUGGGCGGCCGCAUCUACGUCGUCGACAAGCACCGCCGCAACAUCGGCCGCACCGGCGCCGCCACCAACCCCGCGCCCGCUGCCCGCCUGCUGGCGCUGCUCGCGCUGCUGGCGCUGCUGCGCUAGCGCGGGAUCCGCAUCGUGUAUUAUUUAUGAAUAUUAAUAUCUUUGUAAAUAGCCGACUUACAGGAAAAUAAAAGUCUUUGAAUUGUC